This is a messenger RNA of Paracoccidioides brasiliensis Pb18, 1137 nucleotides long. RefSeq names its product arsenical-resistance protein. The record is from RefSeq and is a predicted model, not a curated record. Gene Ontology annotation, biological process: antimonite transmembrane transport; arsenite transport. Gene Ontology annotation, cellular component: plasma membrane. The transcript has 4 exons. Gene Ontology annotation, molecular function: antimonite transmembrane transporter activity; arsenite transmembrane transporter activity; antiporter activity. Bases 1 to 1137 code for a protein of 378 amino acids.
AUGGAUACCAAUGAGGCUUCUUCCUGUCUGGUUGAGCAACUUGCCGUCGAUCCAGAGAGGCAGAGUAGUAGCCCGGCAUGUCCCAAUGAUGGCGACGAAAAAGAAUCUGUCUUCAAAGGUCUAGGAAUACUGGAUCGUUUCCUUGCGGUAUGGAUUUUCCUUGCCAUGGCGAUUGGCAUCAUUCUGGCGAACUUCGUCCCCAAUGCUGGUCCUGCGUUGCAAGAAGGAACAUUUGUCAGAGUCUCAGUGCCCAUUGCUGUUGGUCUUCUCUUGAUGAUGUACCCUGUCCUCUGCAAGGUCCAGUAUGAGACUCUGCAUCGUCUUUUAAGAACCCGUCGGCUUUGGAUUCAAAUCGCAUUUAGCAUCCUUUUGAAUUGGAUUAUUUCUCCCUUCUUCAUGCUGGCAUUAGCCUGGGCUUUCUUACCCGAUGAGCCAGAGCUGCGUCAGGGGCUGAUCCUGGUAGGAAUAGCACGAUGUAUCGCCAUGGUCUUAAUUUGGACAGGCUUAGCAGGCGGGGAUGGAGACUAUUGUGCAAUAUUGGUGGCGGUCAAUUCGCUUCUUCAAAUGGUUCUUUUUGCACCGCUGGGAGUGUUUUUCAUCCAAGUUAUCAGUGGUGACACUGUCAGUUUCGAAUACGCGAUGGCUGCCAAAAGCGUCGCGGUAUUUCUUGGAAUCCCUUUGGGUGCCGCUAUUCUUACACGAUUUACAGUUCGGGGGUUGGCAAGCGAGCGGUGGUAUGAUCAAGUAUUUCUGAAGUGGAUCGGUCCAUGGUCUUUAAUCGGCCUCUUGUUCACAAUCCUAGUCCUGUUUGCCUCCCAAGGCCGCCAGGUGGUUCACCAAAUUGUCUCCGUUGUUCGAGUUGCCGCGCCUCUCAUCGUAUACUUCAUCAUUAUCUUUUUCGCUACUUUAUUUAUCUGCUACAGGCUAGGAUUCGGCUACAAACUGGCGACAACUCAAAGUUUUACCGCUGCUAGCAAUAACUUCGAGCUGGCUAUUGCUGCUGCCAUUGCGACAUUCGGGGCGAAUAGUGACCAGGCUCUUGCCGCUACUGUUGGACCCCUAAUUGAGGUUCCGGCCCUGCUUGGCCUUGUCUAUGCCGUUAAGCUUGUGGCGAAACGCUUGGGAUGGAAGGAUUAG